GUUUCCGGCAAUAAUCGAGAGUUUCUAACGUGCCCCCUCGUUGUCUCUCGGCCGCCGUCCUCCCAACCAGCACCCCCCUUUCGGCUCCCUCCCUCCUCCUUCUUCCCUCCUCCCUCCUCCCUCCUCCCGCCCCCCACCCAGCCCCAGCUUGGCCCUGCUGGCGCCUCUGGCGCUAAGGGCUGGCCAAGAUGGCGGCCUUCGGGAUCUUGAGCUACGAACACCGGCCCCUGAAGCGGCCGCGGCUGGGGCCUCCCGAUGUGUACCCUCAAGAUCCCAAACAGAAGGAGGAUGAACUGACGGCCUUGAAUGUAAAACAAGGUUUCAAUAACCAGCCUGCUGUCUCUGGGGAUGAACAUGGCAGUGCCAAGAACGUCAACUUCAAUCCUGCCAAGAUCAGUUCCAACUUCAGCAGCAUUAUUGCAGAGAAGUUGCGUUGUAACACGCUCCCUGAUACUGGUCGCAGGAGGCCCCAAGUGAACCAGAAGGACCACUUCUGGCUAGUGACUACACGAUCCCAGAUUGCCAUUAGCACCUGGUUCACUGACCUGGCUGGCACCAAACCACUGACACAACUAGCCAAAAAGGUCCCCAUUUUCAGUAAGAAGGAAGAAGUGUUUGGGUACUUAGCCAAAUACACAGUACCUGUGAUGCGGGCUGCCUGGCUCAUUAAGAUGACUUGUGCCUACUAUGCAGCAAUGUCUGAGAACAAGGUUAAGAAGAGACAGGUCGUUGACCCCUUCAUGGAAUGGACUCAGAUCAUCACCAAGUACUUAUGGGAGCAACUACAGAAAAUGGCUGAAUACUACCGGCCAGGGCCUGCAGGAAGUGGAGGCUGUAGUUCCACGAUAGGACCCUUGCCCCAUGAUGUAGAAGUGGCAAUCAGGCAAUGGGACUAUAAUGAGAAGCUGGCCAUGUUCAUGUUUCAGGAUGGGAUGCUGGACAGACAUGAGUUCCUGACCUGGGUACUUGAAUGUUUUGAGAAAAUCCGCCCUGGAGAGGAUGAAUUGCUUAAACUGCUACUGCCCCUACUGCUUCGAUACUCUGGGGAAUUUGUUCAGUCUGCAUACCUGUCCCGCCGCCUUGCUUACUUCUGUACCCGGAGACUGGCCCUGCAGCUGGAUGGUGUCAGCAGCCACUCAUCUCAUGUUAUAUCUACUCAGUCAACAAGCACGCUGCCCAACACCCCUGCCCCUCAGCCCUCAACUAGCAACACACCCUCAACACCCUUUAGUGACCUCCUUAUGUGCCCUCAGCACCGACCUCUGGUGUUUGGCCUCAGCUGUAUCUUACAGACCAUCCUCCUGUGUUGCCCUAGUGCCUUGGUUUGGCACUACUCACUGACUGAUAGCAGAAUCAAGACGGGCUCGCCACUUGACCACCUGCCUAUUGCCCCUUCCAACCUGCCCAUGCCAGAGGGCAAUAGUGCCUUUACUCAGCAAGUUCGUGCAAAGUUACGAGAGAUUGAGCAGCAGAUCAAGGAACGAGGACAGGCAGUUGAGGUUCGCUGGUCUUUUGAUAAGUGCCAGGAAGCCACUGCAGGUUUCACCAUUGGACGGGUGCUCCAUACUUUGGAAGUGCUGGACAGCCAUAGUUUUGAACGCUCUGACUUCAGCAACUCUCUUGACUCCCUUUGUAACCGAAUCUUUGGACUGGGACCUAGCAAAGAUGGACAUGAGAUCUCCUCAGAUGAUGAUGCUGUGGUAUCAUUACUAUGCGAAUGGGCUGUCAGCUGCAAACGUUCUGGUCGGCAUCGUGCUAUGGUGGUAGCCAAACUUCUGGAGAAGAGACAGGCAGAGAUUGAGGCCGAGCGUUGUGGAGAGUCCGAAGCAGCAGAUGAGAAGGGUUCCGUUGCCUCUGGUUCUCUUUCUGCUCCUAGUGCUCCCAUUUUCCAGGAUGUCCUCCUGCAGUUUCUGGAUACACAGGCUCCUAUGCUGACGGAUCCCCGAAGUGAGAGCGAGCGAGUAGAAUUCUUUAACUUGGUACUACUGUUCUGUGAACUGAUUCGACAUGAUGUUUUCUCCCACAACAUGUAUACUUGCACUCUCAUCUCCCGAGGAGACCUUGCGUUUGGAGCCCCUGGUCCCCGGCCUCCCUCUCCUUUUGAUGAUCCUGCUGAUGACGCAGAGCGCAAGGAGGCUGAAGGCAGUAGCAGUAGCAAGCUGGAGGAUCCAGGGCUCUCAGAAUCUAUGGACAUUGACCCUAGUUCCAGUGUGCUCUUUGAGGACAUGGAGAAGCCUGAUUUCUCAUUGUUCUCCCCUACCAUGCCCUGUGAGGGGAAGGGCAGCCCAUCCCCUGAGAAACCAGAUGUCGAGAAGGAGGGGAAGCUCCCACCUAAGGAGAAGAUCGAAGGGACCCUUGGUAUUCUUUAUGACCAGCCACGACAUGUGCAGUAUGCUACACACUUCCCCAUUCCCCAGGAGGAGUCAUGCAGCCAUGAGUGCAACCAGCGGUUGGUCGUACUGUUUGGGGUGGGAAAGCAGCGCGAUGACGCCCGUCAUGCCAUCAAGAAAAUCACCAAGGAUAUUCUGAAGGUUCUGAACCGAAAGGGAACAGCAGAAACUGACCAGCUUGCUCCUAUUGUGCCUCUGAAUCCUGGAGACCUGACAUUCUUAGGUGGGGAGGAUGGGCAGAAGCGGCGCCGCAACCGGCCUGAAGCCUUCCCCACUGCGGAAGAUAUCUUUGCUAAGUUCCAGCACCUUUCACAUUAUGACCAACACCAGGUCACGGCUCAGGUCUCCCGGAAUGUUCUGGAGCAGAUCACAAGCUUUGCCCUUGGCAUGUCGUACCACUUGCCUCUGGUGCAGCAUGUGCAGUUCAUCUUCGACCUCAUGGAAUAUUCACUCAGCAUCAGUGGCCUCAUCGACUUUGCCAUUCAGCUGCUGAAUGAACUGAGUGUGGUUGAGGCUGAGCUGCUUCUCAAGUCCUCGGAUCUGGUAGGCAGCUAUACUACCAGCCUGUGCCUGUGCAUCGUGGCCGUCCUACGCCACUAUCAUGCCUGCCUCAUCCUCAACCAGGACCAGAUGGCACAGGUCUUUGAGGGGCUGUGUGGUGUAGUGAAGCAUGGGAUGAACCGGUCAGAUGGCUCCUCUGCAGAACGCUGUAUCCUUGCAUAUCUCUAUGAUCUGUACACCUCCUGUAGCCAUUUAAAGAGCAAAUUUGGGGAGCUCUUCAGCGACUUUUGCUCAAAGGUGAAAAACACCAUUUACUGCAAUGUGGAGCCAUCGGAAUCCAAUAUGCGCUGGGCACCCGAGUUCAUGAUCGACACCCUGGAGAACCCUGCUGCUCAUACCUUCACUUACACGGGGCUAGGCAAGAGUCUUAGUGAGAACCCUGCUAACCGCUACAGUUUUGUCUGCAAUGCCCUUAUGCACGUCUGUGUGGGGCACCAUGAUCCCGAUAGGGUGAAUGACAUCGCAAUCCUGUGUGCAGAGCUGACGGGCUACUGCAAGUCGCUGAGUGCAGAGUGGCUAGGAGUACUUAAGGCAUUGUGCUGCUCCUCUAACAAUGGCACUUGUGGCUUCAAUGAUCUCCUCUGCAAUGUAGAUGUGAGAUUUGGGGUCAGUGACCUGUCUUUCCAUGACUCCCUGGCUACUUUUGUUGCCAUCCUCAUUGCUCGGCAGUGUUUGCUCCUGGAAGAUCUGAUUCGCUGUGCAGCCAUCCCUUCACUCCUUAAUGCCGCUUGUAGUGAACAGGACUCAGAGCCAGGUGCUCGGCUCACCUGCCGCAUCCUCCUCCACCUUUUCAAGACACCACAACUCAAUCCUUGCCAGUCUGAUGGAAACAAGCCUACAGUCGGAAUCCGCUCCUCCUGUGACCGCCACCUGCUGGCUGCCUCCCAGAACCGCAUCGUGGAUGGAGCUGUGUUUGCUGUUCUCAAGGCUGUGUUUGUACUUGGGGAUGCAGAACUGAAGGGUUCAGGCUUCACUGUGACAGGAGGAACAGAAGAACUUCCAGAGGAGGAGGGAGGAGGUGGCAGCAGCGGUCGGAGGCAGGGUGGCCGCAACAUCUCUGUGGAGACAGCUAGUCUGGAUGUCUAUGCCAAGUACGUGCUGCGCAGCAUCUGCCAACAGGAAUGGGUAGGAGAACGUUGCCUUAAGUCGCUGUGUGAGGACAGCAAUGACCUACAAGAUCCAGUGUUGAGUAGUGCUCAGGCCCAGCGCCUCAUGCAGCUCAUCUGCUACCCACAUCGACUAUUGGACAAUGAGGAUGGGGAAAACCCUCAACGGCAGCGCAUUAAGCGUAUUCUUCAGAACUUGGACCAGUGGACCAUGCGCCAGUCUUCCCUGGAACUGCAACUCAUGAUCAAGCAGACCCCUAACAAUGAGAUGAACUCCCUUUUGGAGAACAUCGCCAAGGCCACAAUCGAAGUCUUCCAGCAGUCGGCAGAGACAGGGUCAUCUUCUGGAAGCACGGCAAACAACAUACCCAGCAGCAGCAAGACCAAACCUGUGCUCAGCUCUCUAGAACGCUCUGGUGUAUGGCUGGUGGCCCCCCUCAUCGCCAAACUGCCCACCUCUGUACAGGGGCAUGUAUUAAAGGCUGCUGGGGAGGAACUGGAGAAGGGUCAGCACCUAGGCUCCUCUUCUCGAAAAGAACGUGAUCGACAAAAACAGAAGAGCAUGUCCCUGUUGAGCCAGCAACCCUUCCUAUCCCUGGUGCUGACAUGUCUGAAAGGGCAGGAUGAACAACGUGAGGGACUCCUUACCUCCCUGUACAACCAGGUGCACCAGAUUGUGAAUAAUUGGCGAGAUGACCAGUACUUAGAUGAUUACAAACCAAAGCAGCUAAUGCACGAGGCACUCAAACUGCGGCUCAACCUGGUAGGGGGCAUGUUUGACACGGUGCAGCGUAGCACUCAGCAGACCACGGAGUGGGCUGUGCUCCUCCUGGAGAUCAUCAUCAGUGGCACUGUUGACAUGCAGUCCAACAAUGAGCUCUUUACUACGGUGUUGGACAUGCUGAGUGUACUCAUCAACGGGACCUUGGCUGCAGACAUGUCUAGCAUCUCUCAAGGCAGUAUGGAGGAGAACAAACGUGCAUACAUGAACCUAGUGAAGAAGCUGCAGAAGGAGUUGGGGGAGCACCAGUCAGACAGCCUGGAAAAGGUUCGACAACUGCUGCCACUGCCCAAGCCGACCCGAGAUGUCAUCACGUGUGAGCCACAGGGCUCCCUUAUUGACACCAAGGGCAACAAGAUUGCUGGUUUUGAUUCCAUCUUCAAGAAGGAGGGUCUACAAGUUUCUACCAAACUGAAACUCUCUCCCUGGGAUCUAUUGGAGGGGUUGAAGCCAUCGGCACCUCUCUCCUGGGGCUGGUUUGGGACAGUCCGGGUUGAUCGGCGAGUGGCUCGAGGGGAGGAGCAGCAGCGGUUGCUACUCUACCACACACACUUGAGGCCCCGGCCUCGUGCCUACUACCUGGAGCCACUGCCACUGCCACCAGAAGAUGAGGAGCCACCGGCCCCCACCCUUCUGGAGCCUGAGAAAAAGGCCCCUGAGCCCCCCAAAACGGACAAACCAGGAGCCGCUCCACCCAGCACUGAGGAACGCAAGAAGAAGUCCACUAAGGGCAAGAAGCGUAGCCAGCCAGCCACCAAGACAGAGGACUAUGGGAUGGGCCCAGGUCGGAGCGGCCCCUAUGGUGUAACAGUGCCUCCAGACCUCUUGCACCACGCGAACCCUAGCUCCAUAUCCCACCUUAGCUACAGGCAGGGCUCCAUAGGCCUGUACACCCAGAACCAGCCACUGCCUGCAGGUGGCCCUCGUGUGGACCCAUACCGCCCUGUGCGGUUACCAAUGCAGAAGCUCCCCACCAGACCAACUUACCCUGGAGUGCUGCCCACAACCAUGACUGGUGUCAUGGGCCUAGAACCCUCAUCUUAUAAGACCUCUGUGUACCGGCAGCAACAACCUGCAGUGCCCCAGGGACAGCGCCUUCGACAGCAGCUCCAGGCAAAGAUACAGAGCCAGGGGAUAUUGGGACAGUCAUCUGUCCAUCAGAUGACUCCCAGUUCUUCCUAUGGCCUGCAGACCUCCCAGGGCUAUACUCCUUAUGUUUCUCAUGUGGGACUGCAGCAACACACAGGCCCCGCAGGUACCAUGGUGCCCCCCAGCUACUCCAGCCAGCCUUAUCAGAGCACCCACCCUUCUACCAAUCCUACUCUUGUAGAUCCUACCCGCCACCUGCAACAGCGGCCCAGUGGCUAUGUGCACCAACAGGCCCCAACCUAUGGACAUGGACUGACCUCCACUCAAAGAUUUUCACACCAGACACUGCAGCAGACACCCAUUAUGGGUACCAUGACUCCGCUGAGUGCCCAGGGCGUCCAGGCAGGUGUCCGCUCAACUUCCAUUCUGCCUGAGCAGCAGCAGCAACAGCAGCAGCAGCAGCAGCAGCAGCAGCAGCAACAACAGCAGCAGCAGCAACAACAGCAGCAGUACCACAUGCGGCAACAGCAGCAGCAGAUCCUACGGGAUCAGAAUAGGAGAGAGUUGGACACUGUUUGGCAGGUACUCUAUAUUUGGCCUCUUUCUAGCUGUGGUCUGAGAAUGGAAGAUGGGGGCCCAGAGUUUCCUCUCUACAUCUCAGCCUUGACUCCACUUCCUGUCCCUAUUCCUCCAGUACCAAGUUCCUGCUCAUUUGCUUUUCUCACAAGUAUCUCUUGUAUCUUCAUAGCAGCAGCAGCAGCAGCAGCAGCAACAGCAGCAGCAGCAGCAGCAGCAGCAACAGCAGCAGCAGCAGCAACAGCAGCAGCAGCAGCAGCAACAGCAACAGGCAGCUCCUCCCCAACCCCAGCCUCAGUCCCAGCCCCAGUUCCAGCGCCAGGGGCUUCAGCAGACCCAGCAGCAGCAACAGACAGCAGCUUUGGUCCGGCAACUCCAACAACAACUCUCCAAUACCCAGCCACAGCCCAGUACCAACAUAUUUGGACGCUACUGAGCCACCUGGAAGAACUGCUUGUGCACUGGAUGUGGCCCUACCCUUUCCUCUUAAUUCCCAAUCCUCUUUCCGGGCUAGCACCAGUAAUGGUUGGGGUCCUUCCCUCAGGCUCCAUUUUUAAUAAGUUUUUAGUAUUUUUGUUAAUGUGAAGCAUUGAGCUGUUGGGUUUUUGUAUAUUAUUUAUAUAGAGACCCCAGAGCUGUUGCACCCAAUACACAGAGCUUCUUUGCAAA
Molecule: messenger RNA, 7172 nt
Organism: Heterocephalus glaber (naked mole-rat)
Lineage: Eukaryota; Metazoa; Chordata; Mammalia; Rodentia; Bathyergidae
Source: RefSeq, a predicted model, not a curated record